Molecule: messenger RNA, 2116 nt
Organism: Phaeodactylum tricornutum CCAP 1055/1
Lineage: Eukaryota; Bacillariophyta; Bacillariophyceae; Surirellales; Neidiaceae
Exons: 2
Coding region: 79-2046 (655 amino acids)
Biological process (GO): transmembrane transport
Cellular component (GO): membrane
Molecular function (GO): myo-inositol:proton symporter activity
Source: RefSeq, a predicted model, not a curated record
CACACACUCGCAAACGUUCCAACAAACCACUACUCUCUGGUACGGCACAUACAUACACACGCUGCUCCAAAAAAGAGUAUGCCAUUGCGUCGGGGUGCGAACGGGGGUUGGCAGCGCAUCUCCCGUGCCCAAGUACGCCGCGAAGAAGCCAUCGCGGAAGCCGUACGUCGGACGCUCGAGUUGGACUCCACCCCCGAGUACGCCAACGAUAACGCAGCGCGCAAAGGAACCAACGCCAUGAACGCACAGAAUCCAGAGGGUGUAUACAGCGAUUGGGCGUCGGAAGGGAUGCGGCGUGUCCGGGCCGAUCAAGUCGCGCGGCGUAUGCGGCACUUGACUACAAUGGCAGCCCUCGGUGGGUUCCUCUUUGGUUAUGACACCGGUGUCAUCUCCGGGGCCAUGCUCAUGAUUCGGCGAGAAUUCGUCUUGACGCCCUGGCAGCAGGAAGUUGUAGUUAGUAGUACCGUACUGAGUGCCUUUUUUAGUUCCAUCGCGGGUGGAUCGCUGAACCGCGUUUGGGGCCGUCGGCCCUGUAUUCUCCUAGCAGCGGCCGUCUUUACCGUAGGGAGCCUUGUGCUCGGGGGCGCGUGGAGUUACCGUACACUCGUUUUGGGACGAAUCAUUGUGGGAGUCGGGAUUGGUCUGGCCUCCCUGACUACGCCAAUGUACAUUGCCGAAAUGGCCGCACCCACCUUUCGGGGACAACUCGUCACCAUCAACGCCCUUCUGGUGACGAUUGGACAGUUCGUAGCCGGUAUGGUGGACGGAGUCUUUCAUGGACUCUUGCCCGAGACGGGAUGGCGUUACAUGCUCGGCUUGGCGACCCUCCCGAGUAUGAUCAUGUUUCUGGGAUUCUUGGCUUUGCCCGAAAGUCCUCGUUGGCUCGCCAUGAACCAUCGGCAAGAAGACGCCACCAAGGUGCUUCAACAGUACCGCGAGACGCAUUUGCCAGCGUCAUCGCCGGUCGACGUCACCUUGAUAACGAUGAAUGACCAACGCUUUUUGCGACACUUCUUCGACAUGCUUUCCGACGGCCCAACCCGAAGGGCGUUGAUUCUGGGUUGCGGUCUCAUGGUGGUGCAGCAAUGUUCCGGUAUCAACACGGUCAUGUAUUACGCCGCGAGCAUAUACGUUAUGUCCGGAUUCGCGGAAUCUACGGCGGUCUGGUUGUCAGGUUUCACGGCCCUGGCUCAAGUGCUCGGUAUCGCCGUCAGCAUUGUGUUAGUUGAUCGGAUGGGACGUCGUCAGCUUGUACUAGGUAGUUUGGGUGCCGUUGCGGUCAGUCUCCUGGGAUUAGGGUUAACCUUCUACUUGGCCCGGGUAACCUCGGAGCCUGUGAGCAAGGCCUUUGGUCAGUGUGCAUCCCAACCCGCCUCUGUAUGGAACGGUAUCACCGCAUACUGCUACGAUUGCACCAACAUUGAUGGAUGUGGUUUUUGCGAUGGCCACUGCGUCCGUGGCAACGAGCUGGCACCGUUGGAUCUCAACAUGUGUCCUAACACCAGUGCCGAAUCCUGGGAGUUCCAUACUUGUCACAACGCCUUUGGCUGGUUGUCCGUCUUUUUUAUGGUCGCCUACCUCUUCGCCUUUGGCGUUGGCAUGGGUGGCUUGCCCUGGACGAUAAAUUCGGAAAUUUAUCCCCUUCGACAUCGGUCGCUGGCCGUCAGCUGCUCCACGGCAACCAACUGGAUCGGUAACCUGAUCGUGGCGGCAACCUUUUUAUCGUUGAGUAGUCCCGCAACGUUGACCACCUACGGUGCUUUUUGGCUGUACGCCAGUGUGGCCAUCGUCGGACUUCUGUGGUUAUACUUUGCUCUACCAGAAACCAAAGGAUUGUCCUUAGAAGAUAUUGAAAAGUUAUUUCGACGACCAGGCGACGGAUACGACGUCGUGAAUAUGGACGAUGAUGAGCCCGACGAUAGAUUGCUAGACAAUGGACUUGCGCACAGUACAUCUUCGGACGAUGAUGAUAAUGACGACGGCGGUGGUUGCGAUCAAGAGGUACUGAACACUCAGAAACUAGAAAACCAAGAAUUGUCGGCGUGAGCAGCUCGCUGACCCCAGCGAUACGGUUCAGCAAUAUAUGUACUACUUGUAUAGGAAACUCCAAUAGAUC